Molecule: messenger RNA, 2151 nt
Organism: Entamoeba dispar SAW760
Lineage: Eukaryota; Evosea; Mastigamoebida; Endamoebidae
Product: cullin-6, putative
Exons: 1
Coding region: 1-2151 (716 amino acids)
Biological process (GO): ubiquitin-dependent protein catabolic process; protein ubiquitination
Cellular component (GO): Cul3-RING ubiquitin ligase complex
Molecular function (GO): ubiquitin protein ligase binding
Source: RefSeq, a predicted model, not a curated record
AUGAGAAACCAACCACAAGAAAAGAAAGAAGUCGACCAAUUAUUCUCCUCACUAAAUCCAUUUUUUGAUAUAAUAUUUAAAGGAAAAGGAAUUAGUUUAGGAGAAUUAAAUAAAUACUAUUGUUUAGUAUAUAGUUGUUUUGAGGAUAUUUCAUAUGCAGGAGACUAUGGACUAGAAAAACUUGAAGAAGUAUUAAAUGAGUACUUGGCAAAUAAAACUGGAGAGUUAAGUCAAAAAGAAAAAAGAAAAAUACCAAAACAAUUACAAAAUAUUUUUGAACAAUGGAAAAAUAUAAGAAAAAAUAUUUUAUUUGUCUUUGGUACAUUAGAUUUUUGUCCACACCAAAAAGUUAAUGGAACAGUUAAAUCAGUACUAAAACAUUCAUUUAAACAUGUAUUCUUUAAAUAUUUAAUAAAAAAAAUAAAUUUAUUUAAUAUAUUAAUUAAUAUAAUAUCAGAAAGUAGAUUUAAUAAAGAAUUAACAAUAGAAGAAUAUGAAUCAAUUCUUUCAAUUCUUCAAUUUCAUUUUGAUGAACAACUAUCAUUUUACAUUCAAUCAUUUCAAAAACAAUUUGAAGAACAAACAAUGACAGAUUAUAAUAAAUUUACUAAUAAAAUAAAAACAUUACCAAUUCAUGAAUGUUUAACUUUAUUAGAAAAGUUCAUUGAAAAUGAAAACGAUUUAAUUAAAAUAGCAUUACUUCCAAAUAUGCAACAACCAAUAAAAGAAAUGUUAAAUAAAGAAGUGUUAUUAAAAAUAACAAGAAAAGCAUUAACAGUAUUCCCAGAACUUCUUAUUAAAAAAGAAAAAGAAGACAUUCAAAUUAUUAGUUUAUUAUGGAAUAAAACAAAAGAAAAUAACGAAUUUCUUAAUCCAAUUGAUGAAUAUUUUCAAUUAAAAUUUCAUAAAGAACUAGAAGAAGAAAGUAAAAAAGAAGGAUUUAAUAAGAAUAUAAAACAAAUAGUUUAUUUCUUAUUUAAAUUUAAAAAUUUAACAGAAGAAUUAAAAAAAGAAUAUUUUAAAGGAAAUAUUAUUUUUGGUGAAUGUGUUGGUAAUUCAUUUAAAUCUUGUUUAGUUAAAAAUAAAAUUACUGAUGAAGGUGAUGAAAAACAAACAGAAGUUCUUUUAGCUACUUUUAUUCAUAGUACUAUGACAAGUAAUAAAUCAGAAGAAGAUACAAUGAAAGAAUUAACAAAUGUCUUAGAUAUUGUUUCUUAUUUAACCAAUAAAGAAUCAUUUAUUAUAUUACACCAAAAAUUUUUAUUAAAAAGAAUUAUUCAAAAUACUAUAAAAUCUAUUACAUUAGAGUCUUCAGUUGUUGAUGAUAUUUGUAAAAAUUUCUCUUGUUCUGCUUCUUUUAAGUUAAAACAAAUCAUUAAAGACUACACUUUAUCUUUAGAAAUUACUAAAGAAUUUUGUAAUAAAAAUCAAAUUCCUUUAAAAUUAAAUAUUAUUGUUUUCUCUAAAUUUUUAUUUAACGCUCAUGAUAUUUAUUGUUCAAUUCAAAUGGACCCUUCUCUUCAAAAAAUUUGGAAUUUAUUUGUCACUUCUUAUAAAACUAUUCAUACUGAUAGAAAAUUAGAAUUAAAUCAAUUAUGUUGUUCUGUUAUUCUUUCUUAUUAUAAUGGAAUAAAAGGAUGUAAAUUAGAAAUUAGUUAUAUUCAGUAUUGUAUUUUAAUGAAAUUACAUGACAAUGGAAAAUUAACUAUUAACGAACUACAAAAAUCUAUAGCUCCUUCAUUAGAUUCUUUUAAGUUCCAUUUAAAUUCUUUAAUCAAUUCUAAUAUUUUAUCUAGUUCAAAUGGCUUUGAAGGAAAUAGUUUGAUUUGGUUUACUAAUAACUCUAUUACUGAUGGUUUCUUAUUAAAUAAAAUUGAUAAGAAAUUAGUAGAUAACCAAAAUAAAAAUAAAGGAAUAACUAAAGAAAAUGAAUCAAAAAAAUUUACUGCUGUCAUUUGUUAUCAAGUUAAAUUAAUGAAACAAAGAAAAGACCUUAGCUAUAAUGACCUUAUUAAAUGCACUAUUUCUCAAUUAAAUUCUUCAUUUAAUAUUGACACAAAAUUAGCUAAACAAGGUGUUGAAUAUCUCAUUGAAAAAGAAUAUAUUUUAAGAGAUGAACAAGACAAUGGGUUGUUCCAUUAUAUUGCUUAA